AUGAGAAGGAAAGGAGCAUCAGAGAAGUAUGUGAGAGUGAUCCAGGACAUGUACGCAGGCUCAAGGACGAGGGUAAGGAGCAGUGUGGGAACAACAGAGGAGUUCCGUGUGAGAGUGGGUCUGCACCAGGGAUCUUCUCUGUUCAACCUACUCAUGGAUGAUAGUGUUCAAAAUAUAAAGGAGGAGGCACCAUGGACCAUGUUGUUCGCGGAUGACAUCGUCUUGGUGGAUGAAAGUAGAGAUGGGGUAGAGAGAAAGUUGGAGAGAUGGCGAGGAGCAUUGGAAGGGAGAGGUUUGAGAAUUAGCAGGGAGAAGACGGAAUAUUUGAAUUUUAAUGGUCGACAGGAAAGCGAAGUAUGGAUACAAGAUAUGAAGUUAAAGGGUGUUAAGGAGUUCAGAUACUUGGGCUCUCAUAAAUCAGCGGACGGCAGCCUGGAUGGAGAGAUCAUUCACCGUAUCCAAUCGGGUUGGAAGAAUUGGAAAAGAACAACUGGAGUGCUCUGUGACCGAAAAAUUUGUGCUAAAGUAAAGGGAAAGUGUUCAAGUCGGUUGUUAGACCCGCAUUGUUAUAUGGUGUGGAGACGUGGCCAAUAA
Scylla paramamosain (green mud crab) is the source of this 594-nucleotide messenger RNA. RefSeq lists its product as uncharacterized. Bases 1 to 594 code for a protein of 197 amino acids. Lineage: Eukaryota; Metazoa; Arthropoda; Malacostraca; Decapoda; Portunidae. The record is from RefSeq and is a predicted model, not a curated record. The transcript has a single exon.